AUUGUUGGGCGAUUUCCAACCGAGAUAGUGUUGUAAUAAGUCACGUGAGUAAGGGGCGGAAGUUGGAUACAAUUUUAACAUGGCUGCGCCGCGAUAAGAAAAUAAGAACCUAGCUGCGCCUCACAAAAACAUAACGGUUUACCUUCGUCCGAACAGUUUUUCAGAGAGCAUCAAGACAUGUUGACGCUAGUGUUUAAGCUAGUGGCAUAAAGUUCAAGAGCAGAUCUGACAUCAACACAGGACCCGAGAUAGAUAGAUAGAACCUCGCCAAUCUCGACUCAUCACUGAGUUGACCAGCUACCAGCAGCUGUGAUGUCUCUAGCUGACCCCACUUCUGACACCACGCCCUUCUUCUCUGAUGACAGCGAGGCGGAAGGCUCAGAAGAGCCUGGUGCGGGGCCUAGCCAGCGCCGGGAAGUGGAAGAGCCAGCCAGCGGCGUGUCCAGCAUGAGAUCGGUGUUCACUGUUAUCGUCCUGUGUUUCAUCAACCUGCUCAACUACAUGGACAGAUUCACCGUGGCUGGUGUUCUGCCCGACAUUGAGCAGUACUUUGGGAUCAAUGAUGGGAAGUCAGGCCUGCUCCAAACAGUCUUCAUCUGCAGCUACAUGUUCCUGGCUCCUGUCUUUGGUUACCUGGGCGACCGGUACAACAGGAAGGUGAUCAUGAGUGUGGGCAUCGGCUUCUGGUCCGUGGUGACGCUUGCCAGCUCCUACAUGGCCAGAGAAUAUUUCUGGCUCCUGUUGUUGACACGUGGCCUCGUGGGGGUUGGAGAGGCCAGUUAUUCCACUAUCGCCCCAACCAUCAUCGCUGACCUGUACGUCAAGGAGAGGAGGACGCAGAUGCUCUCUGUCUUCUAUUUCGCCAUUCCAGUGGGCAGUGGUCUGGGCUACAUCGUGGGGUCAAAGGUUGAUGACAUAGCAGGGGACUGGCAUUGGGCCCUGCGGGUGACUCCUGUGUUAGGACUGGUAGCGGUGGUGUUGCUGCUGUUCGUGGUGAAAGAGCCAAAGAGGGGUGCUAUCGAGGCCCGACCGGAGCACACCCUCCAAAGGACCAGCUGGCUGGGUGACAUGAAGGCCCUUUGCAGAAACCCCAGCUUUGUGUUGUCUACGUUUGGCUUCACAGCAGUGGCCUUUGUGACUGGCUCCUUGGCACUCUGGGCCCCGGCCUUCCUCUUCAGAGCUGCUGUCUUCACCGGAGAAAGGCCCCCCUGCGUUAAGGGGCCCUGUGACACCUCCGACAGCCUGUACUUUGGCAUCAUCACAGUUGUGUCGGGGAUCCUGGGUGUGGCCAGUGGUGCAGAGGUCAGUAGGAGACUGAGGUUGAGGACGCCGAGGGCUGACCCCCUGGUUUGUGCUCUAGGACUCCUGCUCUCAGCGCCCUUCCUCUACCUCGCCAUCGUCUUCGCUCGGGCCAGCCCCAUUGCCACCUACGUGUUUAUAUUCCUGGGAGAGACCUUCCUGUCUAUGAACUGGGCCAUUGUAGCGGACAUCCUGCUGUACGUGGUGGUCCCCACACGUCGCGCCACGGCUGAGGCCUUACAGAUCGUUCUCUCUCACUUGCUUGGAGAUGCUGGGAGUCCUUAUCUCAUAGGCGUGGUGUCAGACUCUCUGAAGCAGACUGACUCGUACCUGUGGCAGUUCCGGUCUCUCCAGCUCUCCCUGCUCACCUGCUCUUUUGUGGCAGUGGGGGGCGGGGCUUUCUUCCUGGCCACCGCCCUCUUCAUCGAGAAGGACCGCCAACGUGCCACAAACUACACACCGUCAGAUGAUGAACCAAUUGUUGUACCGAAGAGCGGCAGGUCCGCGAGGGUGCCAGUGUCCAACGUUUUAAUUUGAGAUUAAAGGGACGUUGGAGGCUCCUGUGGAAUAUGCUGCACCCUGAUUGGUCCCUGUUUCAGUGACCAAUCACGCAGCAGUGUUUUUACAAUUAGGGUCUUUGAUUGGACAAUGCCCUAUACAGAGACUUGUAUUUAUUAUUGGUAACGUUUGAGGUGAUAUAGUUUUUAAUACCUUUAUCUGCUGAGGAACAUGGCAGAGUCAGAGCUGCCAAACAUUUCCACUCAUCAUUUCCUGGUGUUUUUGUAGUGACCAACCAGAUAUUCCACUUCUGACUGGCUUCACGUGUUGGCAUGACAACAUGAGACAAAGUGGCUUAUGAGAAAUGUAUGCAGAGUAGUAAAUGGGAAGUCAAAGAGCCACAUCAGUGGAAGACUAACCUCUGUGGCUGGAAGAGGUGACCGGAUAGAAGAAAGCACAAGAGAGGACUUCAGAAGAGAGGCAGCUACUUUACCUGAGGGAGAGAAGGAAGCAGAAAGCUUUUUUGCGUUCCGAUGUGUCACAGAUAGGGGUGUCACUCUUAGACAGACGCUCAUCCGUUACUCCACAGGGACCAUAUGUCGACGGUAGAGACCUCCGUGGAAAACCGGCAGGAUAUUUUUCACCCCAGUGCUCUGAUUGAGUUGUAACCACUACAUCCCAACUACUGCUGCUGUACUUCUUGCUUGGGUCUGAAACGCAGAGAUCUGAUUGGCCACGGAAUAACUACGUCCGGCCCAUUUCGAAGCCGUUCCGACCAGUGCUGUCGUCCUCCCUUCAACAAACUUAAGACUGUAAAUAUUAUGCUUGUCCGCUCAGUGUAACCACAUACUACAUACAGUAUCCAACUGAAAAAAAGGGAGUUGGCAGGCACAGGACCGUGGGAGCCGCAUUGUACUCCAAACCCACCGAUCGGUUGUGGGAUGUUGCAUUUUUAACAGAUUAAGCCUAAUCAUGCUUGUUGUUUUUAGACCCGUUUGGUAUAUUAUAAUAAUAACACUAGAUUUGUACCUCAGUUACCUAGAAUGUGGUGGAGGGAGAUAAUCUAAGGUUUUUUAAGACCCUUUUUUUAUUUUAGCAAUUACUGGUGUUUUUCUGGAAUGAUCCUGGCGGUCAGUUGUACUUUAUAUGAGGUCACAAAAUCCAGAGUCACUGAUGUCACAACGACCAGGAGAUCAAAUCAGGUCCAUUACAGUUUAAUUGUCUAAGGAAAAUGUAUAUCCCUUUUUUAAUGAAGGCGAUUGUUACAUUCUUAAAAAAAAAAAAAAAUGUAUUGGUUAUUUUGGAAAGUGAAGCCUUAAAAUGACUAGUUCUGUUUUUAACUUGAAUUUGAUGUAAACUUUCGUUGAAACAUUAAACGAUGAGAAUGGACCGUU
This is a messenger RNA of Salmo salar (Atlantic salmon), 3191 nucleotides long. Its product is annotated as protein spinster homolog 1. Gene Ontology annotation, molecular function: transmembrane transporter activity. NCBI's taxonomy places the organism in Eukaryota, Metazoa, Chordata, Actinopteri, Salmoniformes, Salmonidae. Gene Ontology annotation, biological process: transmembrane transport. The record is from RefSeq and is a predicted model, not a curated record. Gene Ontology annotation, cellular component: membrane.